This is a messenger RNA of Gossypium raimondii (Peruvian cotton), 2324 nucleotides long. Its product is annotated as FT-interacting protein 3. The transcript has a single exon. Lineage: Eukaryota; Viridiplantae; Streptophyta; Magnoliopsida; Malvales; Malvaceae. The coding region runs from base 1 to 2316 and encodes 771 amino acids. The record is from RefSeq and is a predicted model, not a curated record.
AUGUCUGAACCGGACAUAGACUUUUCAUUGAAGGAAACUUCACCAAACCUUGGUGGAGGAAGAGUCUCCGGCAGUGAAAAGCUUACAUCAUCAUUCGACCUUGUGGAACAGCUACAUUUUUUGUAUGUAAAAAUGGUGAGGGCCAAAGGUUUACCACCUUCACCAUGUAAUCCAUUUGUUGAAGUAAAGGUUGGUAAUUACGAAGGCACAACCAAGUCCUUGGAGAAUAACCCUGCUCCCGAGUGGAACCAAGUGUUCGCCUUCGCCAAAGAUCGAAUCCAGGCCGUCACGGUUGAGAUAACUGUGAGGAACAAAGAGAGUUCGACCAAUGUCGACAAAGUCGUAGGCAAACUCCGUUUCGAUAUACCGGACAUUCCUAGCCGUGUUCCCCCGGAUAGUCCGCUCGCGCCGCAGUGGUAUAGCUUGGAGGAUGAAAAUGGAAGCAAAGGUGAAAGAGGGGAAUUGAUGUUGGCUAUUUGGAUGGGGACUCAAGCUGAUGAAGCGUUUCCCGAUGCAUGGCAUUCAGAUGCAGCUUCCGUUAACGGCGAAAGCAUCGCGAAUACUCGAUCCAAAGUGUACAUUUCGCCUAGACUUUGGUAUCUUAGAAUCAAUAUAAUUCAAGCACAAGACUUGGUGCCUAUGAAUAACAAAAGGAUUCCUCAAGUUUAUGUGAAAGCUAUGCUUGGGAAUAUGGCUUUGAGGAGUCGGUUUUCGCCCGAUAAGAGCCUAAACCCGACGUGGAAUGAGGAUUUGAUGUUCGUCGCAGCGGAAUCUUUUGAUGAUCCGUUGAUGUUGAGUGUGGUGGAUAAGUUAAGUGAUAACAAAGAGGAAGUACUCGGGAGUUGCUCGAUUCAUUUAUCGAAAGUUGAGAAGAGGCUAAUGCCGAUACCUAUCGAGGCAAACUGGUACAAUCUCGAACAAUCCGUGCAGGACAAUCGAAACAAUAAGGAAGUAAGGUUUGCCAGCAGGCUACAUUUGAGGGUCUGUUUAGAUGGAGGCUAUCAUGUUCUUGAUGAGUCCAUUUAUUACAGUAGUGAUUUCAGGGCAACAUCCAAAUUCUUAUGGCCUCCUGCCAUUGGUGUCUUGGAGCUCGGGAUCUUGAACGCAUCUGGUUUGCUUCCAAUGAAGUCGAAAAAUGGACGUGGAACGACCGAUGCUUAUUGUGUUGCAAAAUACGGGCCUAAAUGGGUUAGAACGAGGACGAUUGUCAACAGUUUUGCUCCGAAAUGGAACGAGCAAUACACUUGGGAUGUCUAUGAUCCUUAUACGGUUAUCACCAUCGGAGUUUUCGACAACUGUCACUUGCAAAAAGGAAGUAACGCUGUAGAUUCGCAGGACCGGAGAAUUGGGAAGGUAAGGAUUCGAUUGUCUACGCUUAAUACCGAUCGGAUUUACACACUUUCUUAUCCACUUAUAGUGUUGGAACCCAAUGGAGUGAAGAAAACAGGUGAAAUUCAAUUGUCAGUGAGAUUUACAUGCUCAUCUACAUGGAAUCUAUUACAAUCUUAUACGCAACCUUUGUUUCCCCAAAUGCAUUACCUUCUUCCGUUAUCCGUAUAUCAAAUCGAGAGUUUAAGGCACCAAGCUACACAUACUCUAUCCUCUAGAUUGCGUCGUGCCGAGCCACCGUUACAGAGCGAAGUUGUGGAGUAUAUGCUGGAUGUUGGCUCCAAUGUGUGGAGUUUAAGAAGGGGGAGAGCUAAUCUUGAAAGACUCUUGGCAGCAUUUAAUCUACUUGUUGAAGCAUGGAAAUGGUUCGAUCAGAUACGGAAAUGGAAGAAUCCGAUCUCGACAAUGGCGGUUCACUUUCUAUAUUCGAUGUUAAUACUUUUCCCUGAUAUGAUAUUACCCUUAGUUUUUCUCAUGUGUGUUGUACAUGGAGCUUCACAGUACAGGAAAAGGCCAAGACAUCCUCCACACAUGGAUACUAAGUUGUCACUCGUUGAGUCCGUGCAGUCCGAUGAUUUCGAUGAGGAGUUCGACACAUUCCCAACUUCAAAAAACGUGAAAGUUCUUAAAAAGAGGUAUGAUCGGCUGAGAAGCAUUGCGGGGAGGAUGAUGACUAUAAUCGGAGACUUGGCAACUCAAGCUGAGAGGCUUAAUUCUAUGCUAAGCUGGAGAGAUCCCAGAGCUACUUCAUUGUUUAUGGCAUUUUGUUUAAUAGCUUGCAUAGCAUUCUAUUUGGUUCCUUGGCGCUUAUUUGCACUCGGAUUCGGGUUUUUUGGGAUGAGACAUCCUCGGUUUCGAAUCAGCAUUCCUUCAAUGCCCCAAAACUUCUUCAAAAGAUUGCCUGCAAGAACAGAUAGUAUGAUAUGAGACUGAGG